GCCGGGGCCGGGGCCCGCUGGGGCACGCGCUCCCGGGAAACAGGGGGCCGGCGGCUCGACGCCGGGGACUCCCGGCCGGCGACCAUCACGGCCGUGCCCCCGACCCCCUCCUUUCUCUCUCCGGGCCUAGUCUUGGACCUCCGAGGGGAUUCUUUUUCCACCCCUCCCUUCACGCCCCCCGAACCGCGCGCCUCCCAGGAUAGGCUGGCUUUCCUCGCUCUUCCCGCCCCCUUUUCCGUCUCCACCAAUCACUGCAACAAGGUCUAUCCCGAUUUGUUUGGGUCUUGUUUUUAUUGCGGCCCCCAGGAGCGGGGUUAAGCCGGUUUCUACUACGGGGCUGCGGUCCUUCCUCUCCUCCACCUCCUAGCUUCUUACGCUGAGGGGAGACCUCGGCAGCCCCUACCCCCUGCCGCAAGGAGGAGCGGGGCGGAGAAAACGUCAUUUUUUAGUUACAAAACUAGGGUGCGGGCCUAGGGGCCGCUGGUCCCUUCUCACCCACAGUCUCCAGGCCGGCGACACGCCCUCUGGGUUUCCCCUUUCUCCCGCCCCAAGCCCCUCUUAUUGGGUGGCUCGAAUCGCUCAGUCUUCAUUCCCAUUGGUCGAUCCGCACCGCCGGGGUUUCUUUUUUUCUCUGAUUGGGCUACUCAGCCGGAGACGGUUUGUGGAUUGGUCCGCGCGGGGCGCCGACCCAGAGGGACAGGCAGGAGGAAGGCGGCGAUGCUCGAGGUUUUUAGCCCUUGGCGCGCGUGCAUCGGCUCGCGGCCGUGAGGUGAUUGGACGGCGGGAGCGCGCGCGGAGGCGCUCGCUCCAGACUCUGAGCCAUGGAGAGACGGCUUCGGGAGGCGCAGCAAUACAAAGAGGAGGGGAACCAGCGCUACCGGGAGGGGCGCUACCGGGAUGCGGUGAGCCGCUACCACCGGGCGCUGCUUCAGCUGCGGGGCCUCGAUCCAAGCCUGCCGUCCCCGCUGCCCCCCCUGGGAGCCCGAGGCCCCGUGCUCACGGCGGAGCAGCAGAAGGUGCUGGAGAGCACGCAGACUGACUGCUACAACAACCUCGCCGCCUGCCUGCUUCAGAUGGAGCCCGUGAACUAUGAGCGAGUGAGAGAGUACAGUCAGAAGGUCUUGGAGCGCCAGCCUUCCAACGCCAAGGCCCUCUACCGGGCAGGGGUGGCCUCCUUCCACCUGCAGGACUAUGACCAGGCCCGACGCUACCUUCAGGCCGCCACUGACCGGCAGCCAAAAGAUGCCAAUGUCCGGCGAUACCUGCAGCGGACAGAAUCGGAACUAAGCAGCUACCACCAAAAGGAAAAACAGCUUUACAUGGGCAUGUUUGGUUAGCCCAGAGCCAGAGCCUUCUUCGGCCCUCCUUGGAGUCCCCAUGCCCUCCUCCCCAGCCUCCCCGACCCGGAAGCGGGGGCUUCAAGCAGUCACCUGUGGCGUACCUCGGCUGGCCUUUGGUUCCCAGCCCUGCACAAACCCGUCCUUUUACACAACCCGGAUCUUCCUUUUCCUCGCCGUCUCUGUUUCCGUCCGGCAUCACUGUUGUAGCCUUGCGGACGUUUACUAUGGGGAACCCCAGAACAAGCCUCCCGGAUGAAGGUGGGAUAAAUGAUCUCAACCAACCACACAUUCCAGGAAAUGGAUGGGGGAGACUCAUCCGUCCGCAGGCUUUCACAGGGCUGGCAAAAGGUGGUAUAGGAAGGCCGGCCCGGAACCAGGCUUCUGCUCUGCUUCCCUAAAGAUCCAAGGCAGUGGAAUCCCCUUGGGGAUUAUGGGUAUUUGGAUGGCAUCAAGGGACGCCUGAUAGGCUGUAAUGCUCUUUCUGGGCCACAAAUUGGAAUCGGAGAUUAGACCCAACUGUAUUAAAACUUAACGUUAGGACGAUCAUUUUUCCCCCCUGGGUCACACUGAUGCAACUCUCUGAUGCCCCAGGAAUAAUGACUGUUUACCCGACUGUGACAUCUGAGCCCUGCUUUUCCCUUCUGGUCUCUGCUUCUGUUUUCUACACAAUAAGCAUUUCUUGCCGAAGUCUAUGUGAGCCUCAUAAAUGAACCCCAUUCAUUCGACUACAGUAGCAAAGUGACCACACAAAGCUGGCCUCUAGGGAAAUGGCUGAAGCAGUCUCAGUCCAUCCCCAGCCUUCCAGAACAUUGUUCUCUGUCCCCUAGUAGUCCCUGUAUUUUUUUCAAGUGCCUCUCUCCCUCCAAGGACUUGAAUGGCAGAAAAAGGGGAUGAGAAGCCCCCAGGAUACUGGCGCUGCACAAAGGGCGGGCUGCUGGGCCUCAGACAGUGCUUCUCUGAUCAGCUUGUCAGCCUUUUUUUUUUUUUUUUUCAUAAUUGACUGAAUACAAUUGGUAUCCUUUGUAAUCCUGUGUAUUUUGUGUAUUUAAAAACAUUAUUUUGAGUUGGUGUGGUUGCUCUGUGGUUGGGGGUGGGGGUGGGGUCUUUAUCAGACCCCUAUACUGUUCAUUGGGUCCUGUGCCAAGCCAAAACACACGGCUGUUUGUAGCAAGGCUCUUAGGGGCCAGGGGAUGUCAUCUCUCACAUCACACAAUCUAUACUCAUCCUCGUGCUUGAAAAGGCUCGCGCUCCUGAUGCUAAUGUGGGUGACCGCCUUUACACACCUGCUGAAAGCAUUUGGUCCAAAGAUUCACCCACUGGCAGCUAGACUCGUGAUGGAAGCGUGGCUGGGCCCAAGCUCGGUCUACACUCAUCGGCCGAGGGACGCUUCCAUACUACGGCCCAGUCAAAAAAUAAAUCCUGGGAAAUCUGCCCA
Antechinus flavipes (yellow-footed antechinus) is the source of this 2775-nucleotide messenger RNA. It is a transcript of the gene TTC9C, whose product is annotated as tetratricopeptide repeat domain 9C. The coding region runs from base 822 to 1337 and encodes 171 amino acids. NCBI's taxonomy places the organism in Eukaryota, Metazoa, Chordata, Mammalia, Dasyuromorphia, Dasyuridae. The record is from RefSeq and is a predicted model, not a curated record. The transcript is spliced from 4 exons. Gene Ontology annotation, molecular function: protein binding.